Molecule: messenger RNA, 2049 nt
Organism: Scomber japonicus (chub mackerel)
Lineage: Eukaryota; Metazoa; Chordata; Actinopteri; Scombriformes; Scombridae
Product: ensconsin-like
Exons: 15
Coding region: 13-2049 (678 amino acids)
Biological process (GO): microtubule cytoskeleton organization
Cellular component (GO): microtubule cytoskeleton
Source: RefSeq, a predicted model, not a curated record
CAGAGCAUUGGUAUGCCAGGUUCAAUACCUAGCAUGGCUGUGCAGAAGAAACAGAGUGUUAUCCCUCCAUCACAGGGACCACUUUCUCAGCAUAUCAUCGAGAGCCAGAGGAAAGGGAAUGGAUUCAUAAGAACAGGAGAGAAUGGAGCUAAUAUCAAACCAAAUUCACAGGCAAAGAAAACAGCCUGUUAUGACAAGUCUGUCCCAAUCUGCAACAUAGUGAAUCCACGGGCCACAGCAGUGGCUAAUGGACAAAACACUGAUGAGAGGCUGAAAGCUGCUCGGGAAAGAAGAGAAGAGCAAAAGAAGUUACUUGCCUCUCGAGAACUGAGCAGAUUGGAGCGGGAGCAGCGGGCCAGGCGUUACUAUGAACAACAACUGCAGGAGCGCAAGAAUAAACUCUUGGAGCAGAGGCUCAGAGAGGAGAGGAGGCGUGCUGCUGUUGAGGAGAAGCGCAGGCAGAGGCUAAAGGAGGAGAAAGAACGAUAUGAAACUGCAGUGCGCAGGACCUUGGAGAAGAGCAUAAAAGCCCAACAGAGCCUGAACCAAAACUCAAGAGGAAGGAAGCUCACCAAGAACAUUCCACGUCGCUUACCUCUGACAACAUGGGAGAAGAACUUGGUCAGUCGCCUCCUGACCCCUACAUGCUCUUAUCUGGCCAGGAGCAAGAGUGCCGGUUGUCAGUCAGGAGAAGAAGUUGUCCAUGUUUGUCGCCGUGCAGUUUCAUUUCACUCCAUGACUACCACAAACACCACCACCACCACCACCACCACCACCCCUCACAAACCCCAGCACUAUUCUGGUUCAGUGCACCACAGGCCAUCUGCCUCUCCCAGUCCUAGCAACAGCAGGCAGAGAAGCAUCAAUCUGACACAGAUCAAAGAAGCAAGACAGAAAGAUGCUAAUAAGAAGACCUCAAACAGCGGCUCCAAUAUUAGAUCGACUGCUGUCAACAGUAAUGUUAAACUAUCUACGGUUAAAAAGAGCAGAACUGCAUCCCCCUCACCAGAGCGGAGUCCCCGAAGAUCAAUCAGCAGACAUUCCACUCCACUGCAGCUGGAGCUUCCCUCAGUCCCCGAGGAAGAUGUUGCUGUUUGUAGUUCUGCCCUCUCACCUGGUAACUCGAGGCCUGUCAGGACAUCGGCUGAAGGUCAGAAAGAGAAAAUGAAGACUGAAAAUUCACCAGAGGCUCCACGUCCAAACCUGCCCAACAAAGGGAGAGAGGCUGUAACCAGAACAGCAGGAGAUGGAACUCCACAGCCUCCUGAAGUCAUGAGCAGGCCUUCAGCUGGUACUACAGACCCAGAGGCAGCUUCACGUCUGCUGGCUGAAAAGAGGAGAGAGGCCCGUCUCCAAAGGGAGAGAGAGGAGCAGGAGCGGCUGAACAGAGAGGAGACUGAUAGGCGGAGUCGUGAAGAGCUGGAGCGCAGGAGGGCAGAGGAGAGAGCGCAACAGCAGGCCGAGGCUCAACGUCUGAUAGAGGAAAAGAGGAGAAGGGAGGAAGAGGAGCAGCGACAAGCCGAGGAAGAAAGAGCUCAAGCCAUGAGGGAGGCCGCCCUUCUGCAGAAACAGCGAGAGGAGGAACAAGCCAAAGAAAGAGAAAAAGCAGAACAAAUAAAAAAAGAGCGAGAAAUACAGGCACAGAAGGAGGAGGCAGAACGCCAAGUCAGAAAAAAGCGACUUGAGGAGAUCAUGCGGAGGACCAGGAGGACUGAUUCUCCAGAUACGAAAUCUGUACCAGCGCGGAUCUUGCCAAAUGAAUCCAAACCAAAGGAAAACACAGAGCCUGUACACAAUGGCACUAUAGAGGAUGCCAUCAAGCUACCAGUGGGGUCUAGGGCCUCACAACUGGGGAUGAACAAUGAGGAGGACAUGGUACCUGUUGUGGCCUUCAAAGAACGUAGGUCUCUCAGGACUCUCACCGGGCUGGAAGAGAUCCAGACCCACCAACGAGCAGGUGAGAAGCAACCAGGAGAUCAUAGGUCAUCUGAUCACCUGCGAAGUGGGCAGACGUUCAAAGACUUUGGUGGAGAGCCGCGAUUUCUCUGA